This is a messenger RNA of Dentiscutata erythropus, 321 nucleotides long. Lineage: Eukaryota; Fungi; Glomeromycota; Glomeromycetes; Diversisporales; Gigasporaceae. The record is from the annotation of a GenBank genome assembly.
AUGGAUGCGACAUUCAUACAAGUUGUAAAAUUUUGUAGUUCGCAACUUGAGGCAUAUCAACGUUGUGUUGAAACUCAUUAUAAAGAUUGGACUUCAGAAUGUCUUGAACAAAAACGUGAACUUACAAAAUGCUCAGAAGAAAAUGUUCCAGAAAUUAAAAUGAUGAAAGAAAAAUGUCAUGAUGCUAUAAAUGCUUUUCAACAAUGUCUAGAAAAAAAUAAAGCUGAUCCGGAAGUUUGUAGAGAGAAAUUGAAAGACUUAUACAAUUGUACGGAAGCAACUACUAUAGAUAUUACGGCAUUAAAUCAAAAAAACAUGUGA